Molecule: messenger RNA, 1136 nt
Organism: Lytechinus variegatus (green sea urchin)
Lineage: Eukaryota; Metazoa; Echinodermata; Echinoidea; Temnopleuroida; Toxopneustidae
Exons: 3
Coding region: 24-1136 (370 amino acids)
Source: RefSeq, a predicted model, not a curated record
CACAACAUCUGACAUUUUCCAAAAUGGCGACGCGGUCGGGAAAAACGUUCGAAGAAACACCCGUGCCUGCGAACCGCGAGUCCGAGAGUGAAUUUGAAGCGCUGGUGCAGCAGUUGUCAGGAUGGAGUGACCACGAUUUGACUGACCUAGUGACCAAACGGGUUGUUCCAGGUCAUUGGAAAGGCACACCUUGUUUCGCCCUGAUGGAAGCUAUCCGUUAUACAAUCUAUGCAAAAUGUGAUCAGAGCUGCACCACACUGUUUCCAGUAGUAUUUGAGACUCUGAACUGGAAACCCAAGAGUUCCCUCUGCACGUUCUUAUCAAGAUUGAGACGUAUGGUUCAAAAAGCAAAAUCUCAUAACAUUCACCUGUUGCUCAGCGAGUUUCCUGGAUCACCGCACAGCGCUCACAUACACCCCGAAGUUGGUCCACUUUGUCAGAAGAGUGGCAUUACCAAAGACCAUCUCAUGUCACCAAAGCCUUCUGAUUCAGGUGUAAUCAGUGUUACAAAUGCUAUGAUCAUUGAGCUAUUCAAGUACAGAGAAAGGAGUGGAACCACAUGGGAGACAGUUGCAAAUAAAUGGUGGCCCAAUCUGUUUGACUGUCAUAGACCAUUGGGAACAAUUUAUAAUAGUUGGUGCCAGGUACUUAAAAAGCAUCGGCAAUUGCGCAAAGAAGAACGAACAGAUUUUGAAGCCAAGACAUACACAAUUCCACCACCUAAACCAGCAAGAUGCACUGCUCAGGCUGAUGGAGUUCAGUGUGAUGGAAAAGAAGACCACCAAGAUGAUAUUCUGGAUGAUUGCAGUGAGGUAGAUCUUGAUUGCUUUCCUGAUAGAGUUUCAGACCAUACCAUUGACAGUAUUGUAAACUGUAUGCAACUCCUGGCCAACUUCUACGAAGAUAGUGGUGAAGAUCAUGAAUGUACUAAGCGAGAAUUGGCUGAAUGCAAAAAGAGGGAAAAAAUGUUACAGAGUGCAUAUGAUGAUCUGAUUGCAGCUAACGAUGAUCUUAAACAAUGUCUCAGCAUCCUGAAAAGAAAAAAUAUAGUCCGCAGACUUCAUCGAAGAGAAGAAGAACUGGAAGAAAAAAAUGAGACCAUCCAAAAUGGUUUUGAGUUCAGUCUGAUUUAUUGA